Messenger RNA from Hemibagrus wyckioides, 3470 nucleotides. RefSeq names its product adhesion G protein-coupled receptor E3-like. The coding region runs from base 412 to 2508 and encodes 698 amino acids. The transcript is spliced from 16 exons. Lineage: Eukaryota; Metazoa; Chordata; Actinopteri; Siluriformes; Bagridae. Gene Ontology annotation, cellular component: membrane. Gene Ontology annotation, molecular function: G protein-coupled receptor activity. Gene Ontology annotation, biological process: adenylate cyclase-activating G protein-coupled receptor signaling pathway; cell surface receptor signaling pathway. The record is from RefSeq and is a predicted model, not a curated record.
UUCCAACCAGCACUGGCUAAAGAGAAGAGCCUUUGUAUGUUUGUUUUCAGUGAAAAUGUUGGUUAUAGGACAUUGUCGUGGAAACACAAAAAUUUUGGCGGUACACGACUCACUGGAACCCAAACCCAGUCCAGACUCUGUCGUUCUCAUUAGCUCACAUUGUAAAAGAGUGAAGUAAAAUUUUACCACAGUUUAUAUUCACUAAAGCUUUAUAUUGAUGACUUUUCACUUUAAGGUAUCUCUCUAAAGCCAAGCCUGAGUCACAAAAAGGGAAAGAGGCCACACCCAAGCUACUGCUGUUCUCUUAGUGGUCCUUGUGCUGAUGAUGUCAUCACCACUGUUCAGUCGGACAACCUGAGCUUGUCCACACCACAUCUGACCAUACAUCAGCACAGAGCAGAAGGGAGAACGAUGAGCUCUUUUACACCAUGUCUUGCCAUGAUCCUACUGACUGUACUUACAAACAUCAGCACUGCACAAAACGCUUCUUGUCCACUGUAUAUAAACAUUUCUGAGCCCUGGCGCAAUGUUGGCUUUUGUUCCUCCACUUGUAAUAAGAGUGACAGUAAGCUGAUGGAGGGAUGGUACCGCUUCAUUGGUAUAAGUGGAAACCAGGUAGUCACUUCCUGCGCAAACGUCCAAAAUAACACCAACGGAAAUGUCCCAAAUUACAACUUAUUCACAUGUAAUUCAAACAUCACAUAUUUUACUACCUGCAGCGAAGGAUUCAUUGUCUACUACCUCCGACCUACCAAAGGAAUUUAUGCCACACGUCAUUUAUUAUGCAGUAAUUCUUCCUGUGGAUCGAAUGCUUAUUGUGGUACUGUUUACGGCAGCUGUGUGUGUACACCAGGCUAUACAAUUUCAACAGAUAAAGACACAGCCGGAUGCACAGCUCUCACACUGCCUAAAGAUUGCCAGACAGCAGCAUGUGCAGAGAAUUUUCUGAACAAUCUUGACCAACUCCUAAACAAUUCAGGCCCACUAGAACAGAAGACUGUGGAACUUUAUUUGGCCUCAGUAAUGAACGUUACAUCUGUUGUUGAAAAUGCUACUUCUGAGAAGCUAAUCUCCUACGGAAAUAAAGUACUGGCUGUCACUGAGAGACUGGUGUCUUCACUAGUGACACCAACAGAGACCCAGAACACAACAAGCAUAAAUCUCAGCGAUUUGGAGGGUCAAGUAUUUUCAGUUGGAAAAAUGACUUCUUUGACUGAAAUUCCCCCUCUCGUCACGAGCAAUUCUUCUCUGAGUAUUGAUCUCAUUGGGAUUUCCAAGAAAAACAAUGGAUCAGCAGCUGUGGUCUUUGUGAGCUACAACAACAUGGGCAACAUCCUGAAACCUACAUUCUUCAACAAAAGUUCCAACAAAAACACACUUAAAACCAUGAUGUCUACUGUGGUGUCAGCAACGCUUCCUAGCAUCCCGGGCACAAGCCUCAACAAACCAGUUGAUUUCACCUUCAAAUAUGCUAAAGAAUUAGGUCGUGAUGCAAAACUCUUCUGUGUGUAUUGGAAUGAGAGUAAAUGGGUUGAAGAUGGUUGUAAUGCCACAGAGAGGAACAGCACUUACACAGUGUGCUCCUGUACUCAUCUAUCUACCUUCGCUCUCAUCAUGCAGACCGAGCUGGUCAACGGUGAUGAUGAUGAGAUCAUAGAGCUCAUUAACACAGUGGGUGUGUCCGUGGGGUUGUUGUUCCUCUUCUUGACUAUAUUGACUCUUGCUGUCUGCCAGCGAGGCCCCAAAGUGACCAACGUGGCUUUGCUCAACCUGUCUAUAAGCUUAUUUUUUGCUCACCUGGUUUUCCUGCUCACACAACAGUACCAGGAGAAUGUAAAACAGUCUCAGUUCUCUCAGUUGUGUGAAGUGUUGGCUGGUGUCACACACUUCUUAUUUUUAUCAGCGUUUGUGUGGAUGUUCAUUGAGGCGGUUUUGCUGCACAUCUGUGUGAAGAACCUUUCACGGAUCAGCUCGAAGCAGGUGGACGUGCUUAACUGGAAAUGCAUGAUUGUGAUUGGAUACAUCAUCCCCCUGGUUUUGGUGGGCUUGACUUCUGGACUGUAUCCUGAUGCCUACAGUAUAGAUCAUUGCUGGCUUCAGGCUGAUGUCAUCUGGGCAUUUCUGGGUCCUGUGUGUGGCAUUAUUGCUAUCAACUUUCUCCUUUCUUGUGUGAUCAUCGCAAUUCUCCACCGCUCUUUGUCUAGCCUGGAUAAAUCCAUUUCCCACCUAAAACACACCCGGACUCUUGUGUUAAAAACCCUGCUCCAGUUUGUCAUUCUUGGCUGCCCCUGGGCUUUAGGCUUCUUCACUGAGCAAAACAACAUGAUAAAGAUCAUCUUCCUCUUCUUAAAUUCGCAGCAGGGAACCUUCAUCUUCAUCGUUCAUUGUGUCCUCAACCAAGAGAUCAGACACCAGUACAGGAAGUGGUGGGAUGACCUUUACCACUGCUCCAAGUACAAGGCCAUGUCAGAAGACCAGAACAGAGCUUCACAUUCACACGCAAAUUAACAUGAAACAAUGUUAAUGUCUUGUUUAAAGGACAAUAUGACAGUGUAUCACAUGACCAAGGAAUAUUUCAGGAAGACAAAUAUGAGAGUUGUAAUAUGAUGGCUGAAAUUUACCAUUUGGUUUCAUGUAAAUCUUGGUUGAAGUACAUUUAAAACCUGUCAGAGUGACAACAGCAUUGUUUACAUCCCAUUUCUCCACAAUACGCUUGAUUACACAGAGAAUCUGAAAGGAAACAGUCUACAAACUCAACAGAGCUAUUGUCUUUUUUCAUCAUGUCAUACUGGAGUGCAGAAAUAUCUACAUAUCAAAAGUGUAAAGAAACCCUGAGAAGAUUUUAUAACUGUGCUGUUGACUUUAUCCAGACCAUACUUCAGUAGUUUGCUGUUUGAUUUAAAAGCCUUUCACUUCAUAAUCAUUUGUAAACACUUCAAAUCAUAACCUGAUGAAAACUGCUGUUUUCUCAUAAGGUUAUUCCUCUUUCCAUGUUUUACAAGAAUAUAUAAUCUUACAUUUAUAUCCAUGUUCUUAUUCUGUUUUUGUGUUGUGACAUCUUGUUUUUUGUAUUUUAACUGCACAUUAUUUGCUUUUACAAACUGGUAUUUAUUAUAAGAUUUAUUAAUUUAUAAUAAGAUUUAUUUUCAAAGAUUUACUAAUUUAUUUUUAAUUUAUAAGAUAUUUAAUAAUAAAAACAAUUUGUUCUAUGUUGUCUCAUGUACCUCUCUGUUUUAUGUAUUUUUGUAUCUGCCAUUGUUUCAUGUGUAUGACCCUUGCUGUGUUUAUUCCUGCUGACUGUUCACUGGUUAUUUGGAUUACUCUGCCUGUUUUUUCAACUAGAUUUUGCCCACUGCUUCCACCUCUGGGGGUUCUUCGCAGAUACUGAUGUGGCCCAGGAGAUAAUUAUGUGUGUGGUUUUUUUUGUGAUUGUUUUAAUAAAUCUGCAAUGAAAUAGGUUUUUAUGAAUA